Triticum turgidum subsp. durum (durum wheat) is the source of this 495-nucleotide messenger RNA. The record is from the annotation of a GenBank genome assembly. NCBI's taxonomy places the organism in Eukaryota, Viridiplantae, Streptophyta, Magnoliopsida, Poales, Poaceae.
AUGGCGUUCUCCAAGCCCCUGGCGGCUCUCCUCCUCGCCGUGGCGCUGGCAGCGACUGCCAUGUCCGCCGCCGGUCAGGAUCCCCAAAACUGCAAGCCGAGCCGCAAGGUGACGGUGCAGAACCUGUGCGGCAAGGACCUCUACCUCGGUAUCGAGCCGCUGGCCAACAGCAAGCUCCUCUACAGCCCUGGCUUCCUGCUCCGCCACGGCACCCACGUGUCGUACGACGUGUGCUCGUGGACGGGGCGCGUGAAGGUGCAGGACGCCGUGGUGACGGAGUUCCACAUCGGGUACGACGGCGGGGCGUGGUACCAGGUGAGCACCGCCCAGUCGCACAUGCCCAUCCGUGUCUCCAUCACCCCCCACGGCCACCCCCUGAAAGACCACUGCCCCACCGCCGGCUGCAACAGCGGCGGCCACUGCUUCGAGCACUCCGUCCCCGGCGGCAAGUGCCACGGCGUCGACGAGAUCAAGAUCGUCUUCUACAACCCCUAG